AUGCUGCUGGCGAGAUGCAUGCUGGCGGUGUUCGUCUCCGCACUGCUGAUGUGCUCGGGGCUGGGGUGCGGACCCGGCAGGGGAUUUGGGAAGAGGCGGCACCCCAAAAAGCUGACCCCUUUAGCCUACAAGCAGUUCAUCCCCAACGUGGCCGAGAAGACCCUAGGGGCCAGCGGACGAUACGAAGGGAAGAUCUCGAGAAACUCGGAGCGAUUCAAGGAACUCACCCCCAAUUACAACCCCGACAUCAUCUUUAAGGAUGAAGAAAAUACGGGAGCAGACCGGCUGAUGACUCAGCGCUGUAAGGACAAACUGAACGCGUUGGCCAUCUCGGUGAUGAACCAGUGGCCCGGAGUGAAACUGCGGGUGACCGAGGGCUGGGACGAAGACGGCCACCACUCAGAGGAGUCGCUGCACUAUGAGGGCCGCGCGGUGGACAUCACCACGUCAGACCGAGACCGCAGCAAGUACGGCAUGCUGGCGCGCCUGGCCGUCGAGGCCGGCUUCGACUGGGUGUACUAUGAGUCCAAGGCGCACAUCCACUGCUCCGUGAAAGCAGAGAAUUCGGUGGCGGCCAAAUCCGGCGGCUGCUUCCCGGGCUCGGCCACGGUGCACCUAGAGCAGGGCGGCACCAAGCUGGUGAAAGACCUGCGUCCCGGGGACCGCGUGCUGGCGGCCGACGACCAGGGCCGACUGCUCUACAGCGACUUCCUCACCUUCCUGGACCGCGACGACGGCGCCAAGAAGGUCUUCUACGUGAUCGAGACGCGGGAGCCGCGCGAGCGCCUGCUGCUCACCGCCGCGCACCUGCUCUUCGUGGCGCCGCACAACGACUCGGCGGCGGCCGGGGAGCUGGAGGCGCCGUCGGGCGCGGGGCCGCCGCCGGGGGGCGCGCCGGGGCGCCGGGCGCUCUUCGCCAGCCGCGUGCGCCCGGGCCAGCGCGUGUACGUGGUGGCCGAGCGCGGCGGGGAUCGCCGGCUGCUUCCGGCCGCCGUGCACAGCGUGACGCUGCGCGAGGAGGCCACGGGCGCGUACGCGCCGCUCACGGCGCAGGGCACCAUCCUCAUCAACCGGGUGCUGGCGUCGUGCUACGCGGUCAUCGAGGAGCACGGCUGGGCCCAUCGGGCCUUCGCGCCCUUCCGCCUGGCGCACGCGCUCCUGGCCGUGCUGGCGCCCGCGCGCACGGACCGCGGCGGGGACGGCGACGGCGGGGGCGGCGGCCACCUGCCCCAGCCCUCGCCGGCUGCGCCCGAGGCGCCGGCUGCGGCCGACGCGCCGGGUGCCGCGGGCAUCCACUGGUACUCGAAGCUGCUCUACCAAAUAGGCACCUGGCUGCCGGGGGUGCUGUGUGUGGGUGCCGCUACGCCCCCACCGCCAGCCUCUUCACCGCCACCGCCCGCCCUGCGGGCCUGGAGGAGGCAGCCCUGGCAGCAUCGCCCAGAACCUUCUCCCCAGGAGGCAGGAGGCCGGGGGUGGGCGCGGGAGGAGACCCGGGGGGCACGGGGUGCUGGGUCAGGUGGCCCGCUGCCGGCGGCGCGGUCCUCCCCGCGCGCGGGUCCAGGACCGCGGGCCUUGAGCAGCCUCCCGCACCUGCAGCCUCCGGUCCCUGAGUGGAGUCGCAGCGCCCUCUGCGGGCCGCGGCGGGAGACGGUGGGCGCGCACCUGCCCGCGGACCCGCCGGUUUGA
Messenger RNA from Panthera uncia (snow leopard), 1686 nucleotides. It is a transcript of the gene SHH, whose product is annotated as sonic hedgehog signaling molecule. The transcript is spliced from 5 exons. Gene Ontology annotation, molecular function: patched binding; calcium ion binding. NCBI's taxonomy places the organism in Eukaryota, Metazoa, Chordata, Mammalia, Carnivora, Felidae. Bases 1 to 1686 code for a protein of 561 amino acids. The record is from RefSeq and is a predicted model, not a curated record. Gene Ontology annotation, biological process: cell fate specification; oligodendrocyte differentiation; cell-cell signaling.